ACGCGGCUGCGCGGGGGGCCGGGACCGAAGUGGAGGGCGGGUGACUUCGGGGCGCCCGCGGGGCCGCGAGAGGCGUGGCCGGGAAGCGCGGCCCGGGACCGGGCGGGACAGACGCGGAUGCGCCCCCGUGGGCGCUUUGAAGCGCGUCCUCCAUUUCCUUCCUUGCCUCUCUCCCGCCCUCCCGUCCCGCGUCCGCGAAGGGUGGGGAGCCAGCCCUUCCUCGGGAGCAGCACCUGGGGCUGGGACCGAGCGAGCGCGGUCGCCCUCUGAUCCCCGCGUCUCCUUGGACUUCCCCAAAUCUGGGAGGAGAGCUCCCUCCUUCUCGGGGAUUGCGGGCCACAGUCACCCCGAAAGUGAUAAAAAGGACAGUGCAGGAAGCACACCAGUCUCUGCUGGCGUCGCAGGCCGAAACGGUUGGUUGUUUCCCACCUGUGGUCCCUGAGAUCCACUGAGAUCCUGGUCUUCCUGCAGAUCCUGAGCAUCUGGAGCGGACCCUGAGCCUCGGCAUUGGCUGCUGCCCUCCCCACUUGGAGAGAUGUCUGUCACUUACGACGAUUCCACUGGAGUAGAAGUGUGCAGCGACAGCUUCUGGGAGGUUGGGAACUAUAAGCGGACCGUGAAGAGGAUCGACGAUGGCCACCGCCUGUGCAGCGACCUCAUGAACUGCCUGCAUGAGCGCGCGCGCAUCGAGAAGUCCUACGCACUGCAGCUCACUGAGUGGGCCCGGCGCUGGCGGCAACUCGUGGAGAAGGGGCCACAGUAUGGGACUGUGGAGAAGGCCUGGGUGUCCUUCAUGUCCGAGGCAGAAGGGGUCAGCGAGCUACACCUGGACGUGAAGGCCUUGCUCAUGAACGAGGACUUUGAGAAGAUUAAGAACUGGCAGAAAGAAGCCUUUCACAAGCAGAUGAUGGGAGGCUUCAAGGAGACCAAGGAAGCCGAGGACAGCUUCCGAAAAGCGCAGAAACCCUGGGCCAAGAAGCUGAAAGAGGUAGAAACAUCGAAGAAAGCCUACCAUGCAGCUUGCAAAGAGGAGAAGCUGGCCAUCUCCCGAGAAGCCAAUAGCAAGUCAGACCCCUCGCUCAACCCAGAGCAGCUCAAGAAGCUGCAAGACAAAAUAGAGAAAUGCAAGCAAGAUGUCCUGAAGAGCAAGGACAAGUACGAGAAGGCCCUGAAGGAGCUGGACCAGGCCACACCGCAGUACAUGGAGAACAUGGAGCAGGUGUUCGAGCAGUGCCAGCAGAUGGAGGAGAAGCGGCUGCGCUUCUUCCGGGAGGUCCUCCUGGAGGUCCAGAAGCACCUGGACCUGUCAAACUCGGCCAGCUACAAAACCAUUUACCGUGACUUGGAACAGAGCAUCAAAGCAGCUGACGCAGUGGAGGACCUGCGGUGGUUCCGAGCCAAUCACGGGCCGGGCAUGGCCAUGAACUGGCCGCAGUUCGAGGAGUGGUCCGCAGAUCUGAAUCGAACUCUCAGCCGGAGGGAGAAGAAGAAGGCUGCCGACGGAGUGACCCUGACAGGCAUCAGUCAGAUGGGGGACCAGGCCGUUCUGAACAAGGCCGGCAGCCACCUUAGUGUCCCGGGCAACCCCAUCCAGCCUGCCCAGUCACAGUCCAGCUACAACCCCUUCGAAGACGAGGAUGACACGGGCAGCACCGUCAGCGAGAAGGAGGACAUUAGGACCAAAAAUGUGAGCAGCUUCGAGAAGACUCAGAGCUACCCGGCUGACUGGUCCGAUGAGGAGUCCAGCAACCCCUUCUCCACGGAUGCCAAUGGCGACUCCAACCCGUUCGAUGAGGAUGCCACCUCGGGCACAGGAGUGCGUGUCCGGGCCCUGUACGACUACGAGGGACAGGAGCAUGACGAGCUGAGCUUCAAGGCCGGCGAUGAGCUGACCAAAAUAGAGGAUGAGGAUGAACAGGGCUGGUGCAAAGGACGCUUGGACAGUGGGCAGGUCGGCUUGUACCCUGCCAACUACGUGGAGGCCAUCCAGUGAUGGGCCAUGGCAGGCCAGCCCCCGAGCAGCGGUCCCUGCAGCCUGGGGGCAGGCGCCCCACCUGCUCACCACGCCAGCCCCCUUGAGCUUGCUUCCUGGUGUGCUUGGAAGGCAGAGGAGCUGGUCGUAGCUCCUGGAAACUCAGCCCCUUUCCAAGUGCACCCGGGGCUCCACACUGGAGGGCAGCGUGGAGGGUGAGCCAGCACUGCCCACCUGGCAGCACAGUCCAAGGCUCCUCAACCUCACCUUCUGCAGCUCUGCAGGUGGGGCUCGUUCUUCCUCCACAGACUGUCCUCUCACCAGCCUGCUGCCCGCUAGCUCAGUAGACAGACCUUACGCCCUUUACCAAGUGAAGAUUCUGAAGGUUUUAAUUUAAAAACUGUCCAGUUACACUUCUCAUGUGUGGGCUCCAGAGGGCACUGAACCAGCCUCCAGGACACAAGGGCUCCGGGCGUGGGGACAGGUGACACCCACAGCCAGAGGCUGUGAGCAGCGUGAGGCGCACCACAGAGGGGUUUCGAUGAUGCACAAGGCCAGCGGAGGAAACCUCACACCGCACUCCUGUAGCUGCCGACCGAUCGCCAGAUGAGUCUCACUCGCUUUCUGCACAGAGCUCAUCUGCCCACACAUUCACUGGUAUCAGUGAUUUGGGAGAUGAAGUGAGGCCGGCUUGCCAGCAGGGGCUCCUGGGACCCAGAUGCUCUGCAGGGCUCAUGUGCCCUGUGCAUACCUGUAUAUGUCACUUGCUGUUCACAGAAUCUGAGUGUGAGGCCUGGGGCCUCGCACUGUGGAGAGCUGUAAAACGCUGUCUGCGCGGUUACCGCGGGCUUCGUCACUCCUCAUGAGUGGGUGGCAGGAAGGGCCUUCAUUGCAUUAGCGGGGACAGCAGUGUCCUCCACCACUGUCGCAGCUGCUGUGCUGUUUGCUGUCUGCAGGUAGCUCCCUGGGCCCGAGUCAGGGACUGUUGUGAAAAUCCCAGCAGCAGCCCCCAUCCUGCGGUGCAGAUCCACCAGCAGCUGUCACGUCUUUUAAGUUAAUAAUAGCUCCUUUCAGUGUAUGGCAUCUUCAAGCAAAAUCAAUAAACAGUCGAUCUCAGGUGUGCGGAAGGCCCUUGCCGAGUGUCUGCCGGGGAGACCCGUCAUUCUGAGUCACCCCCUUGUAUCUGAGCAGGGCUAGGGCCCCUGAACCCAUUGUUUGACCUGGUCUCCCACGGACAGGGACUCCUGGGUGACAUUUCCCCCACCAGCCCCAGCAGCAGAAUAUGACCUGCAACCCCGGCCCUGUGGUCCUCCCGGAACAUAUUUCCCCGAGUACUUGCUGGGCCUUGAGCUCCGCUCUGCUUGUGUUACAGGCAGAGCACUCCUCUCUAGGUGUCCUGUGCGCAGGCCGGCUCCCUUUUCCGUUUCCGUUCCUUCAGAGGAGCCAGGUCUCCUAAAGCCGUGUAACCCUGGAGAACUCGGCAGCCCUAGGUGCCUAGGCAGUUCGGACAGGGCAGGGACAGGUGACAGCUGCCAUGAGCACAGAGCAUUCCUGGGGGCCUACAGGAGUGAGGUGCACAGCCACCCCGCUGCAUCUGCCCACACUCAGGGCAGAGCAGGCUUCUCGACCAUCUAGCCACCUGCUGUGAGAAUGGCAGAGACCAUCAGCAGACAACUAGCUGCCCAGCGUAGACAGCAGCUUCUGUCUGCCCCAGCCUUGGGCUGCAGAGGGAGGCCCCUGCAGGUGCCGUUUAAGCACCUACUGUGUGCCAGACUCUGGUGCUGGGACAGAGAUGAAGAGACACUUUCCCUUGGGGAGCUGCCACACGCUCAGAGAGGGACCUGUCAUUCUGACACCAGAGGGCCAGGAGAGCCUGGAGGGCUGUUGGCUGCGCUUGGUGGGUUCUGGGACAUUGUACCCACCCUAUGUGUCCCGGAGCCAUCUCCCUACUUCCAGAGCAGUGCAUGCCCUGUCCUCACAGGAGGAGGCCUGGCCGCCUCGGCUUGGGCCUCAGCCCUAGCAGGUGUCUGAACCACUGGCGGACGGCCAAGGCAGUGGCCAGCUGUCCAGAAGCCCAGAGACCCAGCCAGCGGCCACCCUGGCCCACAGGUACCCCAGGCUCCUCCCCAUUUCUGCAUCCAAGCCUGCUCCAGGCUGCCUCCCUCUGCUCCCCAGACCCACAAUGGCCUCUGCCUCAUCAAGGAGGUUCAGUGUGUGCCCUCCCUGCAUCUCUGGACACUGCAGGAGCCCUGUGCCUAUCCCUGAGCAUGGUGCCCCUGUGAACGGGCACUGACCUUGGGUCUGGCUUCUGGGAGGAAGCAGCAGCAGUGUCCUGGGGCACCGAGGAGAGCAGCACAGUGCUGUGCCCAGGAGGAAGCAGGUGAGCUGGAGUGACCUGGCCUGCAGAUGAAGUGUCAGGCUCGUUCCCAGCAGGAGUGGCCAUCUCCUAGCAUGGGGGUCAAGGGUCACCACUGUGCUAGAGACCCAUGUCGGAAUCACCACCCUAAUGGCGAUGACACGUAGCAGCUGGGGCCUUCGGACUGUGCUUACGUCAGGAGGGAGAGGCCCGCACAGCCGGGAUUAAUGCCAUUCUCGGAGGAGAGCCCUCACUGGUCUCCUUCGUGGGGGGAAGCAGCUAAAAAGUGCCUUCUCAGAAAGCAGCAGUCAGCUGUGAAUGCUGCCUGCUCUGUGUUCUUGGACCUCCAGCCUCCAGGGCUCUGACAAAUGUCUGUUGAAAGAAACUAAAUGUAAAAAAAUAAAAGUGAAAUUUUGUCGCGUCUGA
Messenger RNA from Cavia porcellus (domestic guinea pig), 4754 nucleotides. RefSeq names its product protein kinase C and casein kinase substrate in neurons 2 (gene Pacsin2). The record is from RefSeq and is a predicted model, not a curated record. The transcript is spliced from 12 exons. Gene Ontology annotation, cellular component: plasma membrane; endosome; cytoplasm. Gene Ontology annotation, biological process: caveola assembly; actin cytoskeleton organization; regulation of endocytosis. Bases 536 to 1993 code for a protein of 485 amino acids. NCBI's taxonomy places the organism in Eukaryota, Metazoa, Chordata, Mammalia, Rodentia, Caviidae. Gene Ontology annotation, molecular function: protein binding; phospholipid binding.